Microthlaspi erraticum is the source of this 774-nucleotide messenger RNA. The record is from the annotation of a GenBank genome assembly. Lineage: Eukaryota; Viridiplantae; Streptophyta; Magnoliopsida; Brassicales; Brassicaceae.
AUGGAGAAACGCAGCUCAAUUAAGAACCGAGGACUGAGAUUACCACCUGGUUUCCGAUUUCACCCAACCGAUGAAGAGCUAGUGGUUCAAUAUUUACGUCGAAAAGUAACCGGUUUACCUUUACCAGCUUCUGUUAUACCGGAAAUCGAUAUCUGUAAAGCCAAUCCAUGGGAUUUACCAGGUGAUUGUGAUUCGGAGAGGUAUUUUUUUAGCAUGAGGGAAGCUAAAUACCCAAACGGAAACCGGUCUAACCGGUCGACCGGUUCGGGUUAUUGGAAAGCGACCGGAAUCGAUAAGCAGAUCGGGAAGAAGAAGCUUGUUGUGGGGAUGAAGAAAACUCUGGUUUUUUACAAAGGGAAACCUCCGAACGGGACAAGAACCAGCUGGAUUCUUCAUGAAUAUCGACUUGUCGAUCCGGAACAAGAAUCAUCUGAACAGAAGAGGAAUUGGGUUCUCUGCAGAGUGUUCUUGAAGAAGAUGAGCAAUAAUAAUAAUAACAAGAGGAAAGAAGAUGAGAGAGAGAAGGAGGAAGAGAGAGAAGAUAAUGUCGACGUCAAGAGUGCUUGUCCAGUGUUCUAUGACUUUAUGAGAAAUGACGUGAAGCAAAGAAAAUGCUGCGAUUUGAAUUUGACUCCUACGUGUUGUUGUUGCUCUUGUUCUUCUUCAGCGUCUUCGUCGGUUUGCUCAAGUGCUUUAACUCAGACAUCUGCUAAUGACUCUGACACUCGUGAAGAAACUAGUUGUCGGGAAAAUAAAUUUUGUUUGUUUCUAUAA